This is a messenger RNA of Culicoides brevitarsis, 1329 nucleotides long. Its product is annotated as sodium channel protein Nach-like. Gene Ontology annotation, molecular function: ligand-gated sodium channel activity. The record is from RefSeq and is a predicted model, not a curated record. Lineage: Eukaryota; Metazoa; Arthropoda; Insecta; Diptera; Ceratopogonidae. The annotation marks the transcript as partial. The transcript has 4 exons. Gene Ontology annotation, cellular component: plasma membrane. Gene Ontology annotation, biological process: sodium ion transmembrane transport.
AUAUAUCAAUCUUUAUAUUUUUUUUUUACCAAAAAUUUUGUUCAAAAUAUUUCAAACUUAUCCGCAAUAAAAUGGAUAAAAAGUCGUUUUAAGAUAUUUUGCAAGAUGACUUCGGCUCACGAUUUUAGAUUUUUAAUUGACAAGACGUGCAAUAAAUGGGAAAAGACUUUUUGGUCCACGAAUCUCGUCAUUUGUUCCUGCAUCGCUUCUAUGCUCAUUUGGUACUCGAUGUACUUGAGUUCGGACACACCGACCGUGAAUAUUGUUGAAAGUGUGCAAUAUCCGACUUAUAAGAUUCCGUUUCCGGCAGUGACGAUCUGUAAUGUCAACAAAAUCAGCAAGAAAGCUAUUUAUGCGAUGGCAAAAGAAUUGAAAAAUCCGAUUCCCAAUACAACUGUUAAUGACACAUUGGAUACUCUAAACCUCCUGCGAGGAUAUAUUGACUUCAAAACGGAUUUUGGCGAAAAUUUCGAGGACUUGGAUACCUUAUUGGCACACAACAACAUGAAAAUUCACCAAGUAAUGGAAAAACUAAUGCCUCUUUGCUCGGACAUGAUACAAAAAUGCUACUGGCGCGGCACUGAAGUGCGUUGCGAUGCCUUUUUCCAGGACACACUUACGUUUUUCGGUGCUUGUUGUUCCUUCAACUAUCUCGGACUCAAAUCAGCUAGUCAGCAUGAUAACUCAACCAGGACAAAAUCUUCAAUUUUGAACCAAGUCAAACUCGUUACAACCAGCGGACCCUCGGCAGGUCUCAUAGUUGUCUUAAAUCCGUUGUAUGACGAUUAUUUUUAUACGUCGUACCGCAUGACGGGAUUUCGUGUCAUCAUUCACGAUUCUUAUGACUUUCCGGGCACCAAUUCGCCGAAUAUUUUAAUUCAGGACAAUUAUGCGACGUAUCUCGGAGUUAUGCCUGAUUAUACGUACAGCAAAGAGGAAGUGCUCACGAAAGAAAUUUCACUGCGUAAAUGUUAUGACGAUUCAGAGGUGGAUUUGAACGUUAUGAGGAGGUACAGUUAUAAGAAUUGCAUGAACGAAUGCCGAAGAUUGAUUACCUACAAAUUAUGUGGGUGUGUUCCAUACAAUUAUCCGAGAAACGGAACGCUUCCCAUUUGUAAUGCGGUGGAGAACCAAUGUAUCAUGAAGAAUUACCAUUUAAUUAACGAAGCAGAACCACAACUCAACAUUUCCUUAGACUUCAUCCAUCACACUUACCAUGAAACAACAUGCAGAUGUCUGCCCGCAUGCAAGUACUUCACAUAUUCCGUGACUCCAACUCAAUCCAAAGUCCGGUUCAACCAAUCUGUUAGAAUGACGGAAUAUUUGUAA